AUGCCAUAUUUGCAAAAUGGAAUGAAGUUUGUCGUCUUUUCUUCAAUAACAUCGGGACGUGGAAACGCUGGGCAAACGAACUAUGGCUGGUCCAAUUCGACAAUGGAACGAAUCAUCGAGCAUCGUCGGGAAGAUGGCUUUCCAGGUAUUGCAAUCCAGUGGGGAGCUGUUGGCGACGUAGGCGUCAUUUUGGAAAACAUGGGUGACAACAAUACCAUUGUUGGCGGCACACUGCCGCAGCGAAUGCCUUCGUGCCUAGCUGCUCUGGAUUUAUUCCUUUCAUGGAAUCAUCCCAUUGUUGCCAGGUUUACAUCUUUUUCAUAUUCAACUUUUUAUACACCCAUGCAUUAG
Molecule: messenger RNA, 351 nt
Organism: Gongylonema pulchrum
Lineage: Eukaryota; Metazoa; Nematoda; Chromadorea; Rhabditida; Gongylonematidae
Source: the annotation of a GenBank genome assembly